Molecule: messenger RNA, 2714 nt
Organism: Ruditapes philippinarum (Manila clam)
Lineage: Eukaryota; Metazoa; Mollusca; Bivalvia; Venerida; Veneridae
Product: excitatory amino acid transporter 3-like
Exons: 9
Coding region: 471-2030 (519 amino acids)
Biological process (GO): L-glutamate transmembrane transport
Cellular component (GO): plasma membrane
Molecular function (GO): L-glutamate transmembrane transporter activity; neutral L-amino acid transmembrane transporter activity; glutamate:sodium symporter activity
Source: RefSeq, a predicted model, not a curated record
UAAUUAUUUUCCAAUAUAAAUACAAGGAACAUCCGUAUCUAUUCAAAUAAAGUCAUGGAACGUCAUUUAAUUGAAUUUAUUCAAAUAGUGGUAUAGACGCAUACCAAAUCUUCAUCUAGAUAAGCUGUCGUGCGUGUUUAGAAUUAAAACUUUUAAUCGCCUAUCAAAUAAUUUUCCUUACUUAACGUCUGGAUAAAAAAAAGAAAUCACAAUUUUGUAUAUGAAUGAUUUCAAGUGUUAAUGACAAUCAUUUUGAUAUAUUUCGAUUUUUAGAUUUCGGUCGAUGAAAUUUGAAGUAUACAAAAACAAAGGUGGUAAUAUUUAUUUUUCUUUUUUUCAAAGGAUAGUUCAAAAUUUUCACAACGCAAGGGAUAGUUCUAAACUUGUCGCUGUUUCGUCUUCAGUGUGUAUACUGCUCGGUUAAAGUAUUUUUUUCGGAUAAAAAGUGAAAAAACUGAAACUCAGUAACAAUGGUAACCGUAACGAAGGACGGUGUUACUCGGAACAUACCAAUGACCACGAGUCAGAAGAUACUGCACCAUAUCAAGGCGAAUCUCAUCAUUAUAUUAAUGGUGAUCGCCUUGGCGAUUGGCGUCAUCGCUGGGCUGACGGUACGGACGGCGGACGGUUGGGAAUACUGGCAGAAAAGGAAGAUAUUCUACCUGAGAUUUCCGGGAGAUUUAUUGAUGAACAUGUUGAAGAUGUUGAUAUUACCUCUAAUCAUUUCCAGUAUCAUAUCAUCCCUAGCAUCUCUCAAUGCUAAAGCAUCCGGUAAAAUGGGCCUUCGAGCGGUUGUGUAUUACUUGACAACGACGUUUGCUGCCGUCAUCAUGGGUAUAAUCCUCGUCCUUGCCAUUGAGCCCGGCAAGAAGGGCGGUGAAAUAACUAGAUCAGGCAGUUCCAAGGAACAGGAACCCCUGGAAGCACUUUUUGAUCUUAUCAGGAACUGUUUCCCAGACAACCUCGUGGAAUCAGCUUUCCGAAGGCAAACAACAGUAACGGGUACUUUCAAAUAUCAACUUCCAAUUACACUUGAUGAUGAGAACAAGACGGAAGUGAUGGGUAACUAUACGAGUGAGUCGCCUAAUGUAGAGAAGAGUGAGGGGAUGAAUAUACUCGGUAUUGUCGUGUUCUCGGUGUUCCUCGGUGCCGUCAUCGCCUCCAUGGGGCAUGCCGGGAAACCCCUUCUUGAUUUCUUUGAAGCCCUCCAUGUCGCAACCAUGAAACUAACUAUGCUUGUUAUCUGGUACUCGCCAAUAGGUAUCAUUUUUCUGGUAUCUACGAAAUUGAUAGAGAUGGAGAAUCCUGGCACCAUAUUUAUACAGCUUGGUUACUACAUGUUGACGGUGCUGGCGGGCCUCGCAGCACAUGGUCUUAUUGUUUUACCGGUGGUCUAUCUCAUUGCGACGCGGAAGAAUCCACUCAUAUUCAUGUACAACAUGUUGAAGGCCUUACUCACAGCUUGGGGAACGGCAUCCAGCUCUGCAACACUUCCGGUUACAAUGGAAUGUCUUGAGCACAGAAAUAACAUUGACAUCCGGGUAGCAAAGUUUGUAGCACCAAUUGGCGCCACAAUAAAUAUGGACGGCACAGCUCUAUACGAGGCUGUAGCUGCCAUCUUUAUUGCUCAAGUGAACGGGGUCGGUCUGAGUAUUGGAGAGGUCAUCACCGUUAGUUUGACAGCAACAGCAGCAGCCAUUGGUGCCGCCGGCAUACCGUCAGCUGGACUUGUUACAAUGACUAUAGUGUUGACGGCUGUCGGCUUACCGACGGAAGAUGUGUCCUUGAUCCUUGCAAUAGACUGGUUCUUGGAUCGCUUCAGAACAGCUAUCAAUGUACUCGGAGAUUCUUUUGGUGCUGGAAUAGUUGAUCACUUGUCAAAGGCAGAUCUUAGUGAGAUUGACCAUUUAAAUGAAUUAGAAAUGGCAGAAGAGACGACAAAAGCCGAGGAGGCGGGAAUCACGAACACAGCGUUUGUCAAUGGCGGAAUGAAAGAAACGGAAAAUGGCGAAAUUGGUUCACGUUUAUAAGACACUUACAUAACUCACAGUACUAAUGGCAUAAUUUUUCUUGAUAAUAUCAACAUUUAGAUCUGAAAUCAGAAUGAAUGCUUUUCAUUUCAUUAACCCUGCAUUUUCGCAAUAGCAGACUGUGCAAAGUCAGACUUGUUCACACCGAGAUGACAGACUUUCGGUAAAGAUUGUGGCAAAGCUUUAAUUGUAAUUAAAGCCUUGAUUGUACAAAGCAAAUACAAGCUCCCUUUUUUAAAGAUAAAACUUACCAUUUUUCACGAGAGUUUCUUGUUUAUAGAAAAAUAUUUUCCGACGAAAUCCGCAAUGUUUUCCAGAAACUCCGUGACAGUUAUCAUAAGAACUCCUGAAAAGUUAUCAUAAGAACUCCAUUCUUCGUGUAACAGUACCUCCCAGUGAUUGUGGUAUUUAUGAAGGAAUUAAAGGCAAUCUUAUGCAUAGGAAGGUAUUUCAAAGGGAUGAGGACAGACUUGUUUCAUACAUUUCCGAAUGGAUUGGAGACAAAAUAAGGAUGUAGCCUACAUGUAAAUUACAUGUAGCUUUUAUUACUUCUUACUCUGUUAUCUGUGCAUCAUAAAGAAAAACAUUUUUUUUGUAAAAAUAGACGUUACCUAUUUUGUAUAUGUUUAUAUUAAUGUGUAAUUAGUGUAAGUUACCUGUAACACAUUAAAAGCUUUCUUGUUA